AAACGGCUGACCGGAACAAACAGACCCCGCAUUAAAAGCAUGCGGUUAUUUAAUGAGAACGAGCUGUGCUGCUCUAUUAAGUUCAUUCGAGAAGCCCGAUAGCGGGAAGAAGUGGCAGGAGUUGGUUUUUUUGGAGUAAAUUUUGUUUUUAAACAAGUAAACAACUUGUUUCUCAUCUUACACUUUGGCAAAUAAAAUUUUUGCAACUGCAGAGACAGCAGAGCGCAUGUGUGCAGGACGUAGAUGUGUGUGGAAUACGAAUAUUCGGAAUAGCCACCAGGCAUUUGAUUUUGUGUGCUGUGUGUGUGACAUGCGGCGCUGCGGGUAGACCGUCAGUCGCCAUGGCGGAGUCGGGUCCGAGCCCCCGGAGGAGCGGGAGGAGGAGGAGGAGCAGCAGCAGCGGGGCGCCCUGCUGCCUCUGGAUGCUGCGGCCGCUCCUGGGCGCCUGGCUGGCGGCCGCCGUGGUCGCGUACCGGCCGGUGGUCGUGGUGCACGGGCUCUUCGACAGCUCCAGCGACUUCUGCAACCUGCUGCGCUUCAUCAACGCGUCCCAUCCAGGCACCAAGGUGUCAGUGAUUGACCUGUUUGACCGUAGCGCCAGCCUGCAGCCGCUGUGGAAGCAGGUGGAGGGUUUCCGGGAUGCGAUCUACCCCAUCAUGCAGGACGCCCCCGACGGCGUCCACUUCAUCUGCUACUCCCAAGGUGGCCUGGUUUGUAGAGGGAUUCUCUCUACGAUUCCUGACCACAACGUCCACUCGUUCAUCUCCCUUUCUUCACCGCAGGCUGGGCAGUACGGAGACACAGAUUACCUAAAGUACGUCUUCCCCCAGUUUGUCAAGUCCAACCUGUAUCACCUGUGCUACACAUCGGUGGGGCAGCGAGUGUCCAUCUGCAACUACUGGAAUGACCCCCAUCACAGAGACAUGUAUGUCAACAGCAGUGAUUUCCUGGCUGUGCUGAACAGCGAAAGACCAAAUUCCAAUGCAACGGUGUGGAAGAAGAAUUUCCUGCGCAUUAAGAAGCUGAUAUUGAUAGGAGGGCCAGAUGAUGGAGUGAUCACACCGUGGGAGUCCAGCCUGUUUGGUUUCUAUGACGACAAUGAGACCGUUGUUGAAAUGAAGCACCAAGAAGUGUAUGUAAGGGAUGUGUUUGGGUUGAAGACGCUGGACUCCCGUGGUGACCUGGCCACAUGUGUGCUUCCAGGAGUCCAGCACACAAAGUGGCACUCCAACGAUACGGUCUACAGCAGCUGCAUAGAAAAGUGGCUCACAUAGAGCUCGCGCAACCACACAAGUCUUUGAAUAAUGCAAUGCACACAGUGACCUCAUCUUCUGUCACGUUCUAAACUUUCAAAUACUUUUCUUUAGCCAGAGGGAUGAGUUCAAUAUGGAAAUCCUGUCUUCUGGACUUUUAGUUUUACUCCUCAGUUAUUUUCCUUUCUUCAUGAACUACAUCUCUUUGGAACCAUCUUUUUCAGAUUUUUUUUUUAUUUUUUGUCCCUGACCAGUCAGACCAUAGCAGUAGAAAUCAUGCCUUAAAUUUCCUAAAUUUCCAUGUGUUUUAUAGUCCUUCUACAAUAUAAAUCCCAAGUGCUAUGACACUCUGCCUGUGAAGGGUGCUAAGGGGUGGGGCUCUGGGACAAAGGGAAUGCAUUACAAAGGGAAUUAAAGUAAAAAUGGGAAAAUGACAGGCAGUCCUACUUUAUGACUUUCCUGAUGUCUAAAAGCAUAUUUAUAAUACCUCCCAUGAUAUUCAGUAGCAAUCUCAGGCAAAUGAUCCUAUGUUUCAGUAGGUUUAGAUUAAAUGAAUGGUUUCUGCUAAUGUUAUUUUACCUAUUAGUAGUUAGUGAUAUGGUUGCUGUUAAUCAUGUUUUAAUAUGUAGAAGAGAUUGAAACCUUCUACAAGAUGGUCAAGUUUAUAAUGGAAAUAAUGCCAGCUUUCAGUAAGAACAAGUAUGGCAAGGUUGCACAGAGUUUUCAUAAAUGGUCUAAGCUUUCCUGAGCAGUACUUUGUUAUAAAAGGCUGAGUGGAAAGUAUUUUUUUUACCCAUGAUGACUAUAUUUCAUAUUGUAUCUCAGUAUUUUAAAAAGAACUCUAUUACUGGAAGUUUUUUCACUUCCAAAAGGGAAUUUUUUGACACUUGAAAUACUUAAAGCAAAAAAAAAAACAGUAAGCAAGAGAAAGUGCUGUUUGGAAGCGGACAAAGAAAAAAUGUGUUCUGUGCUCUAAUGAAGAACAGUUGUUUUAAUGCCUUGAUAAAUUACAAGUUGUAAGAUUGAAUUUGUUUUCUCCGUUCAGUUGGACCCAGUCUUGCGUUAUUCUUGAUUUUUCCUGCAAGAAGACAUUUGCAAGUGUGCAAAUAUGGACUCUGCCCUAAAUCUGUUGUGAUUAUAUAUGUGGUUCAGUAGUAGCUUGCUGGAAUGUUA
Molecule: messenger RNA, 2426 nt
Organism: Scleropages formosus (Asian bonytongue)
Lineage: Eukaryota; Metazoa; Chordata; Actinopteri; Osteoglossiformes; Osteoglossidae
Gene: ppt2b
Product: palmitoyl-protein thioesterase 2b
Exons: 8
Coding region: 342-1274 (310 amino acids)
Cellular component (GO): lysosome
Molecular function (GO): thiolester hydrolase activity
Source: RefSeq, a predicted model, not a curated record